AAAAGUUUUAGUAUCCAAUAUAUUUAGGCUGUAAAACAGAAGGAACUUAAAAAGAAACAUGUCAGAAACAGAACAACCUUCAACUUCCGACGGAUUAGAUAUUGGAGAAACGAAAGGAGCUACAUCAAUGAACGACGUAACACGUAAAGUAUUAAUGCCAGUCGAUGGAAGUGAACAUAGUGAAAGAGCAUUCAACUGGUAUAUGGAUAAUCUUAUGAAAACAACUGAUGGUUUAUAUCUGGUUCAUAUUGUAGAACCGUUAUCACCAGGAUUGAAUUACAAUCUUGCAAGUAAAUCUCCCUCUAUAAAAGAUGAUUUUUCAAAACAUCUAAAUUCUCUUGUUGAAUCUGGUCGUGCAUUACGUGCUAAAUUUUUUACACGUUGUGAAGAUAGUGGUUUAUCAGCAAGAUUUACCAUACAUGUUGGUACAAAACCAGGUGAAAAUAUUGUACGUAUCGCCACUGAACAUGGAGUUGAUUUAGUUAUUAUAGGAAAUCGUGGUAUUGGAACAGUAAAAAGAACCUUUUUAGGUAGUGUAAGUGAUUAUGUUUUACAUCAUGCCAAUGUUCCUGUUAUUAUAAUACCACCGCCUAAACAUCCAAAGAAAAAAUAAAACGAUCCUAUCUUAUUUCCUUCCUCCUCUUUAUGAACAGAUUAUAAAAAAAGUGGUUUGUGUUCUAUGUUGUGUUAGAAUAUUUUAUUAAACUGUUUAUCUUAGCGUGAUGUUAUCAAUUUAUAGUCUAUAAUGAUAUUAUGAUUUAUCCCAUUUCAUAGUACCUCAUUUGUGAUCAGUGUUCUCGUUUACUGAAAGUAAAUUUCUUUUAAACGGUAAGCAAACAUUCAAUAACUUUCAAGUACUUUGUUUAUUCAUAGCAAAUAAAUGCAAAGAAACUUAAUACUGAAUAGUUGUUAUUUUUACGAAACGAUAUUUGUUUGCUAAGGGAAUUUCAAACAGACUUAUCUACCUAUGUAUUUAAGGUAUGUUUUGGUUUCAUGAGAACAAGCUAUUUGAUUCCUAAACGAUGCCUUAAACAUUCUUUAUAAUAUGACUUAUUAUCGAGAUAUCAUUAGUUUAUUCAUUCUAUCAAUGUUAUAAAUUUAAUAAAAUACAAUCAAAAUAACUUCAACAGCAAA
Schistosoma haematobium is the source of this 1134-nucleotide messenger RNA. RefSeq lists its product as uncharacterized. The record is from RefSeq and is a predicted model, not a curated record. The transcript has 2 exons. Lineage: Eukaryota; Metazoa; Platyhelminthes; Trematoda; Strigeidida; Schistosomatidae. Bases 59 to 613 code for a protein of 184 amino acids.